UUCAAUAAUAAACGAAAAAACAAAAUUCAAAUUUCAAUUCAAAAGUGAAAAGUUCAAUCUAUUUAUUCAAUCUUGGAAUCGAACAACAACAACAACAACAGCAGCAAACACAAUGGAAACAUCGGCAACAACUACAACUGGUAAUCGUUUAUCAUCGGCAAAAUGGUCAAGAAAUUUAAACCAAGAUUGUCAAAGUGAAGCAAAUCGUUUACGUUUACUUGAACGACAACGACAAUUGAUUGAAACAAAAUUACAACGACGACAAUUGAAUCAACAGAAUGAAAAUAUUAUUAUACCAUCAUCGCCAUCAUCUUUAUUGCAGAUAAAUUCAUCAACAACAUCGACAACGACGACGACAACGACAGCAAUAACUACCAGAACAAUUCGACCGGCAACAAGUAUUGGCAAUUUAAGAUCCGGUAUUGGUAUCACUGGUGAUUAUGUUGGUGGUUCUCGUGCCAUUCAACCACCACCACCACCACCACGUUUAUCAACAGAUUCAUCAGAUUCAUCAUCAAUAUUUCAACGUAAUAAUUCCGAUGAUGAUGAUGAUGAUGAUGAUGGUGAUCGUGAUUCAACAAUAAUGAUGAAGAAUCGUCAUUUAAUGAUGAAAAAUCGUGCAAGAACAUCGGUUCCUGGAUCAAGACCAAUAUUAACAUCGAUGGAUAGUAAUAAUCAUUUUCAACAACAGCAGCAGCAGAAAUUAUCGACAAAAUUUAAUCAAGAACAAAAAAAUGGUAAAUUUUUAUCAAAUUCAAAUACCAAAUCAUCACAACGAUCUAAUAUGUUGAUGAUGAGUAAAUCGGAAGUUAAUCUACAACAAUUAAUGACAACCACAAUGGAUGCAAAUGUUGAACAAAAAUUAUCAAUGCCCAAUCCAUUGCAAACUGUAUUGACUGAUGAAGAAUUAUUAAAAUUUGUAUCACAACCAAUAUCACCGGAUGUUACAUUACAAUGUACAAUUAUUAGAGAUAAAAAAGGACUUGAUCGUUCAUUAUAUCCAACAUAUUAUAUGCAUCUACAAGAAAUUGUAUUCAAUAACAACAACAAAUCCGUUGGUGGACAAUUGGAUAAAAAUAACCAUCAACGUAAUAAUCAACAACAACAACAAGGUACAGCAACUGUUUGGAUGUCGGACAGUAUGGAAAGUAUUAAUUCAACAAAUGAAGAUUCUGCAACAACCGAUGAUGAACAACAACAACAACAGCAACAACAACAACAAUCAAUAAACAUUGCUAAUAAUAAUUCAUCGUCAACAUCAACGAAAAAAGUAUUCAUAUUAUCAGGACGACGACGAAAAAAAAGUAAAACCUAUCUAAUUGGUAAUAAUGCAUUCGAUAUAUCACGUGAUCGUUGUAUUGCAAAACUUAAAUCAAAUGUAUUGGGCACACAAUUCACUGCCAUUCGUUUACAUUCGAAUGGUGUACGUUAUGAAAUUUCAUCCAUUACAUAUGAAACAAAUGUGCUUGGAUUUAAAGGACCAAGAAAAAUGACAAUUAUUAUACCGAAACCGGAUGAGAAAACAAAUGCUCUAUGUAAUCUAUCAUUGCAAGAAGAAUUGAAACGAAAUUCAAGAGCCAUAAUGUUGUUGAAGAAUAAAACACCAAUCUGGAAUGAAGAAACACAAUCAUAUGUAUUGAAUUUUCAUGGACGUGUUACACAGGCAAGUGUUAAGAAUUUUCAAUUAGUCGUACAGAAUUUCAAUCUAGUCAACAACAACAACAACAAUAAUGAUGGCAAUAAUCGAAAAUCCAACAACAAUACUGCCGGUGAUAAUCAAUCAACAACAACAACAGCAACAAUAUUAAGACGAUCAGCUAGUUCACAUCAAUUACGUCAUAAUAAUGAUUUCAAUAAUGAUGACGAUGAUGAUUCCGAUGAUGAUGAUGAUGAUGAUGGUUCUAAAUCUGGCUAUCUAAUGGCAACAUCAUCCGAAGAUGCAAAACAAAUUGCCGAUCAUUCAAAUGAUCUAGUUUCAUUACAAUUUGGUCGUGUUAGUAAUACACAUUUCUCUUGCGAUGUUUCAUGGCCAUUAUCAUUGUUGCAAGCAUUCGCUAUUGCAUUGAGUAGUUUUGAUUCCAAAUUGGCAUGUGAAUGA
This is a messenger RNA of Dermatophagoides farinae (American house dust mite), 2098 nucleotides long. NCBI's taxonomy places the organism in Eukaryota, Metazoa, Arthropoda, Arachnida, Sarcoptiformes, Pyroglyphidae. The record is from RefSeq and is a predicted model, not a curated record.